Messenger RNA from Aedes aegypti (yellow fever mosquito), 945 nucleotides. RefSeq lists its product as uncharacterized. NCBI's taxonomy places the organism in Eukaryota, Metazoa, Arthropoda, Insecta, Diptera, Culicidae. The coding region runs from base 150 to 701 and encodes 183 amino acids. The transcript has 3 exons. The record is from RefSeq and is a predicted model, not a curated record.
CAUUUGCACGUUUGCGGAAUCGAUUGACGUCCAAGAUAAAGCUGGAACUUGCAUUGAGUCUCCUGAUAUUUUACGCUGCCAGUUGUUCACCAAUUAAUCGUGACGACACAAAUUCUAAAGAACUUUUGAGCACCGACAGAUGGUCGGAGAUGGUACAGUCGCUCGUAGAUGCCGGAGUAAAUGGUUUCAAAGUGUUACACGUUCAAUACUUCAAGAAAGAUAUCGACUCAUGUAACAUGAUUCUGUCCAGCAUUUUCAUAGUUCAUCUAAAUUCAACUGGUGAAGUGUUUGCAAUCGUCAUUAGAAGAAAUAUGAUUCAUGAGGAUAACUGUAAAAGUAAGCGUAUGCUUCUGAGUGCUAUUCAAAACGGAGGUUUCUAUAGAGUUCAACAAUUGAUUAUAACCGAUGAAGACCAACGUGAAUGGAUGGACAUUUCGAUCGAUCAGUUUCAAGCGGAUAUGCAAACGCUAGAGCAGGAGGAUGUUUGGGUAGAGAGCUCAAAUUCUUCUUACCAAUUCGCUGGUGAUGAACGAGUGAAAUUCGUUGUAGUAUUAACCGAGUUACAUGUUCGUAUGGUGAAUACAGGAAAUGAAUACGUGGUGAAUAUUGUAGGCGAAAUUAAAUCGUUGGAAUCCGAUGUUUCAAAAGUGAAUGCUUCUGCAGAAAGUGUUUUACUAUCAUUUCUAAGAAAAAGGCGUUAGGAAUGUUGGGAUAAGGAAUAUGAGGAAACGUCCAAAUUGCGUUAUGUAACGAAAUGGUCAUUUAAAAUAACUCAUCACCAUUUUCUUAUGUCAUACAUUCAGGACAUGAAUCUUCUGUAAUAUAUUUGUAUGGAUUGUCACACCUGCUGACUGAACAUCUCUAUGCCUUGAAGGUGUAACGUGAUCAAUGGAUGCACUCUUAGUUUUUUGGACUUCCACAAAUACAGCACUUAUUUUUUCCCAA